CUGGUGGGCCCGCUGGGGCCAGCCACUCUCUACGCCAUUAGCGUGGCUGGCGCACUUGGCGUAGGCGCGUUAGCAGGGCUUGCGGUGCAGGCGGACGGCGGCGGCUCUGCGGGGCGCGGGCAGAAGGUUUCAGAGGAGGAGUCCAGGGCUGGCUGGGACUAAUUUACUCGUUUCCCUCCCUGCUUGACGUUAGAGACCUGUUGGAGCAGUAGCAACAGACCGCAGAGACCUGUGUAAAGUAGUCGCACAAGGGGAGGAGACUGAAACCGGGAAGCCUUGAAUGUGCGGUCUGCAGACCUAAAAUUUCUUCAGACAGACUAGUUCAGGAUGACUUCCUCCUAUCAGAGAUGGUUUCUGAAGGGGGCCUGAUGGACAGAGGGCAUCACCGCCUCUAAACACGAGAACUGCAGCCUGGAGAGCUCCUGCUGGUUCGGAGCUUGGAUUUUUCUCCCUCCUUUUCCUCCUUGGAGAUGUUCCAGAGGUUUACUCUGUCCUCUUCCUCCUCACCUGAAGCCUGCCAGGGCAAUGAUUCCACAGCCAGAUCCGACCACCAAAGAGAGAAGAGGAUUGUGCAUUUAAAGCUGGGCCGUCAUUGCAAUUGAACUGAAAUUUACACUCGCCUUCUUUCACACGCCUGUUCCUCUGUUUAUCUGUGUGCAUUUUGAGAAGCUCCUCUCUGACUCUGAUUUUGUUCUGCGUUCCUGGACUUUUCUCACUGAGCCUGCCCAUGGCUUUCCUGAUGAAGAAAAAGAAGUUUAAAUUUCAGACCAGUUUCACUCUGGAGGAGCUGACUGCUGUCCCCUUUGUGAAUGGUGUUCUGUUCUGCAAAAUCAGGCUGCUGGAUGGAGGGGACUUUGUUAGUUUGUCUUCCAGAGAGGAAGUGCAGGAGAACUGUGUCCGCUGGAAGAAGAAAUUCACCUUUGUGUGUAAAAUGAGUGCCAAUCCUGCCACCGGCCUCCUGGAUCCCUGCAUCUGCCGAGUGUCUGUGCGUAAGGAACUGAAGGGCGGAAAAACCUACUCCAAGCUGGGUUUUGCUGAUCUGAAUCUGGCAGAAUUUGCUGGCUCUGGAUUCACUGUCCGAUGCUCCUUGCUGGAAGGAUAUGAUACCAAGAACACCCGGCAGGAUAACUCCAUCCUAAAGGUGACAAUUGGAAUGUCUCUGCUCUCUGGGGACCCCUGCUUCAAAACGCCUCCUUCCACAGCCAAAUCCGUCACCAUCCCAGGACAGGACUCCUCCCUGCAGUUGACCUGUAAGGGCGAGGGGACUACCAGUAGCAUCAGCAGCUCGGCCACUAUUGGAGCAGUGCGUCAAGCCAAGUCGAGACCCACCAUUCUCAAUCCAGGUGUUCCAGAGGAACCAGACCAGAAUCUGUCCAGUCCAGAGGAAGUAUUCCACUCAGGGCAUUCACGGAACUCCAGUUAUGCCAGCCAGCAGUCCAAAAUCUCCGGUUAUAGCACGGAGCACUCUCGCUCCUCCAGUAUGUCUGAUUUGACCCACCGCCGGAAUACAUCCACCAGCAGCAGCGCCUCUGGGGGGCUCAGUUUGACAGUGGAGUGUCCUGAGGGAGAGCGGGACCACAAACUAGACAAGCCACCUCGCCCCCCAAGACCAACCAUCCUGUUGGAUAGAUCGUCCCGGAGGAAAAAGGAUUCAGUGGAGAGUCACCCAUCGUGGGUGGACGAUACUAGGAUCGAUGCUGACGACAUAGUGGAGAAAAUUAUGCAGAGUCAGGAUUUCACAGACGUCAGCAAUACUGAAGACAGUAACCUGAGGUUGUUUGUGAGCAGAGAUGGCACAACGACAUUGAGUGGGAUUCAACUGGGAAACAGGGUCUCAUCUGGAGUUUAUGAGCCAGUGGUGAUUGAAACCCGUUAAAUGUGAAGAACAGGGUAGACCUGCUGGCAACAGACCCCCUACCCCGUCCUCUGCCACACGGAUGCCAGUCUUUACCUCUCUACAUGCAACAUUCCAGAAGGGAUUUCUCCAGACCCCUCCCCUUACGUUUGCACUGCAGAACUCCUCCGAGACCAUACCACUCCAGAACAUGCACUUUUCCUGACUUGGCAUUAACUCCCCGCUCAUCCCAGUGCUUCCAAACACCCCUGAAUUCCCUGCAGAUCCAAGGGGUCUGUCUGGAAGCCUUCUCUUUGCUGGAGGAUGUUCCCCCCCUUCCCCACUCCCUCAUUCCACGCAUUGCUUCCUUACUAGGAAUUUCUUCACUCCUGUAUCUGCAAACCAUUGGGUUGUACCACUGUGAACUUUUCAAACCACUGACGGGGAAAACCAGAACUGACAAACCAGGAGAGCAGCUCCUUGUUGAAACAAUGAGCUGGCCACUUGCAGGAUACUUGAUUCCACUGAUUCUGCAUUGUGGAUUGCAAGGAAACUUCACCUCCGAUGGCAACAUUUUACUGAGCAAUGAAUCCAAAAAACCAAACCCCCCAGUCAUCUGCUCAUAGGAAACAUUUCCCAAAAGUGCAUUUCAGAAAACUAAUGGAACAGACAGAGAUGGAACUUGAUGUUAAAGGUUAAAUGCUAUCACUUGUUAGCAUGACUAACUGCAGUACCGCCUUCCACUGCUGGGCAUGGGAGGCCAUUUUCAUCGGUUGGUAUUAGCAGGAGCACUUUAGAAAUUCCAUAUGUGCCCAGAACAGGGGUGUGAUUUGGUUGUGAUGAUCUCUCCCGUCAUGGCAAGAGUGGCUAAACGGUUGUCUUUCCCAACCAGAGCCAGUGAGGGAACUGUUUCUGGUUGGCCCUUCGUGCCAUGUGAGAAGGGAGCCAUUGUCAAGUACGUCCCCUCCUAUGCUGGGGAGAAGCUUUGAUUAAUGCAGAAAGAAAUGGCUGAAUCUUUGCUACUUUGGUGGAGUGGAGCCCUCCUGCUGCACUAGCUACAGCAGCCAUUCUCCUCCGCUCCUGAGGUGUGAACUCUGAGUCUGACAGGCUUAAAACUGUCUUCUUGGAUGAUCUUUUCACGAUUGAGCUUUUUCUCAUUUGGUUUCUGCAGUUGUCUGAAACAUUAACGGCCCUUUUUCCUGGCGCAAUGUGGCAGAAAAGAGGUGAGCCUUUUUCAACUCCCACUUGUAGAUUUCUCCCGGCAGCUGAACUACAAGUGAGGAUCUAUGCAGGCUCCUGCCUUGGGUUGGCUGCAGGCUGCGUUCACAGCCCUUUCUGUACAGAUGCUUUCAGCCUAUAAGCUAUUUCUGUGUGGUGCCCGUUCCUUUUUUGCUGUUGUCCUGUAGUAGCACUCGGCAGCCAUGCACUUUGACUAACAGCACACUCCAGGUCACUGGCUACACACAUGUGCGUGCGCACGCAUCCUAGUUCUCUCACACACGCUGUCCCAUUUAGCAGGAAGAAGAAAUUUGUAAUUGAUCAUUUUUGUUUUUCAAAUUCUUAAUGAUGACCAAGCGUUUUUUUCAGGACUAAAGGUGGUGUCCCGGGGUAACUAGAACGCAUGCAGAUGAGCUGCUGGGAAAGGCAAUUCCACAGAAGAUUGCAAGACUGAAGGGGCCUGGAUUUCUAGUCUGAUCAGCACUGGAGCCUUGGAUGGGGAGGAUUCUGUGAGCAGCGUAGCAAGGCUGGCUCUAGCUAUUUGUCACAGACCCACCAGUCCCUCUCCUUGCGUCCUGUAGCUGUGCAGACAGCAUCUUGGGGGCACUUUUUCUUUUGCCCACCUACCUUCCCCUCAGAGAGAAUGAACUAAUCUUGGCCUAGGCCCAUCAAAUCAUCCGGUUGAACGUGGGAAAGAGCUCCUGGUUGGACCAAGUCUGUCCAAAGCCAACGCCCUUUCGCUCUUGUCUACAUUUUAAUCGUCGUCUCCUCUCCGCUCGGGUUGGCACCGGGUAGCAGAUUGGUGAGAUGCCGAGCUGGCUUAGGUAGGGCAGGCUCGACACUGUUUAGGAUUCCAAAGGUUUGGCGAAGGGGGAGAAUUAGUUACUUGCCUCUCCCUCCAGAGCUGCUGCCAGAGAGGCUGGGGUGGCUGGCACAGUGCCCCUCCAGCAGUACGUCACACUGCUUUCCCUAUGGGCAAAGGCACUCUGUGGUGCGGAGCCCCCUGAAGUUAAUGGGAGCGGUGUGUGAACUGUGGGUAUGCAGCACUCCUGGAAACCAGUUCCUAAAUGCCUGCAGCCUUCCAGCAGCACUCCAAGGAUUUGGGAGGAGACGAGUAACACAGGAAUGAGUCCAAAGCCAGGCCAGUUUAGCUGCUGGUGUCCAUCUUGCUUGUUACUCCAGCAAUGGCUGGGAACCAAGAGCCUUUGUUCUGGGCUCCAACUGGCAAGAGAGGUAACUGGUCUGGGAGGGGCCGUUCGCUGUGACAUGUCACAAACCAUCCUUUGGGACAAAGGGAGAAAUAGCUCCUUCGAGGGAGACAAAAGGAGGAGCAGGUUAGCUUUCAAGAAACUGUGUCCUUCCCUGUCACCUGGCUGGCAGGCAACCCUAACCUCUGCUUCUGAGACGUUGGAGAGCUGCAGCCUUUCUGUAGAUUGCUGUCUCUGGCUUUGCAGCCGUUCAGUGCUCUGCUGUUUAAAUUCUUGACAGUUUUUGUGCCUCUUGGUCUUGUUCCCUGGCAGUUGUUGAGUUUGUAGACGUUGGUCCGUUAGCAGCUUUUUAGCUCAGACCCCUCCUGUUUUGACUAAGAGCAGCCCUAGUCCUCUGGAACAAGUGAGUACAGCUAACCUUGGAUUGUUCAAAACAGGGCCCAGGCCGGGAGGGAGGAGUUGUUGUCUUUCCGCAUACCACACCAAAUUCCAGCUUCGCAUCCUCCCUCCCAAAUGUUGCCCAGCAGUCCCGCAGCCUGGUGCUGCAUGUGUGCUUUGGAGCACAGAGGGAGGCUGAGCAGGCAUUGGGAUCAUCUGGACAGCAGGUCUGCUGCCUGGCUGGAAGCUUUGUAUCUUGCAAGCACUUUUUUCCUCAUGGCAUUGCUGGUAUUUGUUGCUAGUUGGGAUGCUGAAGAAUAUUUUGCGAGUUUGUCAAACUUAAACCACUGGUUAGUUUCCAAGUUUUUUUUUUUUUUCCUUGAAGUUUAUUGAAUUUUUAUAAACCCAGCAGGCUGGUGUUCUUUGACUGCAUUGUGGUAUUGUCGUUGUUUCAUUGGUAUUUUAUUCCAGGGGGGCUAAGGGAGGUAUCUUUUCCUCCCCCAGUUGUCCUCUUCUCAGGGGAUCCAGAAGUGAACUAGGCAAGGAAAGGGCCCUCUGGCAAGAUUUUGUGGUGUAGGCCCUGGUCUCUGGUGCAGGAGAGCAGGACGGUUAAGCUGGGCUGACCCAGGGGAGCAGAGCUGGAUUCCCUGCCCCCCGCCCUCAGCCCCCAGGGCCAAGUUGGAAUGGAAUGGAUUGGAUUUCACACUCCCCAUUACAACAGAUUAACAUUUCAAGACCUUUCUAUUUGGACGCCCACCGCAAAGCUUGGGGUCUUCAGACUAAUAUCUUUUUUUUACUAACUUUUUUUAAAGAAACUAUAAACUGAAGAAUUAUCUGGGGAAGGGCAGACGUAAAGGUCAUGACUGGGCAUAGCCCCCAAAUGAGUCAGGGAAGGAGACUGGCUCGGCUCAGCUCUGGGUGGGAAUGAGAAUGGGAAAAGGAUGACCUAAUGCCUCCAGUUUCUCUGUGACUGGCACUUUAAAUGGGAGCUUUUGUGCUGUCCUGAUGAGUUAAGGACAGCCAGUUUCUUAGUGUCUCCCCCACCGUCACCCUCUGGAGGGAAAGUUUAGCCCUUUUAAAUGUUUGUUUUGGUUUUUAGAGUGUUUCGAACUGGGCUGAGAUCUGAAGAAAGUUGUUGCAUUAAAAUGUAAUAGGAGGGGUUGGUUUUAUUUUAUUGCAUUGUUGUUUUAAAUUCAUGGUUGUGCAGCUGGACUCUGCACUCACCACCCUCUGGGAAACCUCACUCCAGGUACGCUUGAGACUAGAGUGCCCAGGUGAAAGGCUCCCCUCCUGGGGAGAGGGAGCUGAGCAAACCUUCCCCACCCUGUUCCCUUGCUGCCUUACCUCAGGAGCUGCUAACUAAUUCAUUGCUCCUCUCCCCCAAUCCCAAGCUGAGGGAGUUGCUGCUCCAGUGACUCAGUCCUGUAGACAGGGCUGGUCUCUAUGGGCCUGUUCCCACAAACACUGCGCCCGGUAGCGAGUGUUUGUGGUUCUUACAAGCCGCCACCUCUACCUAAUGGGCUGAUCCUGCAAAGUCCAGUCCCCACCCCCAAGCUGCAUUUUCCAUCAGCCCUCCUCUGCAGUCCUAACCCAGUCUCCUCCGCAGCUCCAUGGAGCUGUUGCUCCUACCCACUGGGAAGGAGUGAGCGUAGAAAACCUGGGAAAUCACAGGAACUUGGAAGAAGGUUUGAGCUGGAGGUGCAGCUGAUCCUCUUACUUGCCUUGAGAGCAUAAGAAAAUGUUUGUUAAAGCCCAUAUUUUUUCAUGUGGGGGGGAAAGGGGAGAUCAUGUUUUAUUCUCUUGAACGUGAAUUGAGCUCAGUGAUCGUCAGAAGAGAAGCGCACUCGAUUUAUAUUCAGAUGCUAUAGAGAGAGAGAGUACAGAUAUUUUUGGAAAGGGAAUGGGUCUAUGCAAAUUUCCAAAAUGGCUUGAAAGAGAAUUUAACUUUUUUUUUUUUUUUUUUUUUUUUUUUUUUACUUUGAAAUCUAAAGAAGAGAAAAUCUAACUUUUUUCCACAAAGCAGAAGUGCGUGGAGAAAGAAGCUACUUCCACGGCUCUAUUUUGAUGAUGAUUCGCGGAAAGUUUAUGGGCUGGAGGGAAUGACUAUUUUUCACCAUUUUUUAUCUUGCUCCUCUAGUUUUUUGUUUCUUUUCUAAUGGAAUGCUGUGCCGUCUUUGAUUCAGCAGAUCGUGUCUGUAUUUUCUGUAUCUGGUUCCUAAUGUAGAGAAAUAACAAAUAUAAGAGGAAAUCACUAUAAUGUCAAAUGUUGUUAUGGUUUUGGGGAAAAUAAAGGUUUUUUUGGUACUUCA
Malaclemys terrapin pileata is the source of this 6947-nucleotide messenger RNA. It is a transcript of the gene EEIG1, whose product is annotated as estrogen-induced osteoclastogenesis regulator 1. NCBI's taxonomy places the organism in Eukaryota, Metazoa, Chordata, Testudines, Emydidae. The transcript is spliced from 12 exons. The coding region runs from base 728 to 1876 and encodes 382 amino acids. The record is from RefSeq and is a predicted model, not a curated record.